This is a messenger RNA of Mangifera indica (mango), 1214 nucleotides long. Its product is annotated as probable protein S-acyltransferase 7. Gene Ontology annotation, cellular component: Golgi apparatus; endoplasmic reticulum. The transcript is spliced from 5 exons. The record is from RefSeq and is a predicted model, not a curated record. Gene Ontology annotation, molecular function: protein-cysteine S-palmitoyltransferase activity. Gene Ontology annotation, biological process: peptidyl-L-cysteine S-palmitoylation; protein targeting to membrane. Bases 24 to 1127 code for a protein of 367 amino acids. NCBI's taxonomy places the organism in Eukaryota, Viridiplantae, Streptophyta, Magnoliopsida, Sapindales, Anacardiaceae.
AGUUUGAUUGAAAAGAAAAUUAAAUGGCUUUCAUUAACCAACAAAUGGAAACAAGUGAGAAUGAUAGAAUAGUGCUGGAAGAGAUUGCUCUUUCCGAGCCACCAGAACAAGUUGUUUUUGAUUCCUUAACCGAAAAUAACUCUAGAAUUUACAAUAAGAUGGCUGCACAACUCGGAAAUUGUUUCGUUUCACUUAGGCAGUAUGUUUUUGCGGUCAAAGGGUUCAUUCAGGAUCUAUGGUUACAAUACGUUCGCGGUGAAAAUUCAGAAAGAAUCAGAGCUUACCAAGUUUGGCCAGGGAAUAAUGUUUUUUUCUUCCACGGAAGACUCAUUUGUGGCCCAGAUCCCAAGGGACUGCUCUUGACAACAGUAUCGAUAACACUUUCAAGUUGGAUAUUUGCCAUGUAUACUAGAGAUGAUUUACCAAUUCACUCAAAUCUCAUUGUACCCAUUUCUGUAAUUCUGACAACAAUUGUUCUUGUCAACUUGACAUUGGUUACUGCAACUGAUCCAGGAAUUAUUCCUAGAAAUGAUCAAGCAUCUAUGGAAGAAGUUGGUACUAGCAAUGGAGCCAGGAGGAAGAUAGUAACCAUUAAUGGGGUCGAACUGAGAUUAAAAUACUGUAGAAUUUGUAAGAUUUUCAGGCCUCCAAGGAGUGGCCACUGCGUGGUUUGUGACAAUUGUGUCGAGAAAUUCGACCACCACUGCCCGUGGAUCGGUCAGUGUAUUGCACAGAGAAAUUAUCGAUUUUAUUUGACAUUUGUGACAUCUACCUUGGUUUUCUUUAUCUACGUAUUUGCCUUCUCUAUUUGGGGAAUCCAUCAGAGAAGAGUGAAAAACAGCACCGGACUAUUAUGGAUGCCAAAGGACUGCCCUGAAUUUCUAGCACUGAUAUGUUUUAGUUUUGCUGCCAUUUGUUUCCUGGGUGGCCUUGCUAUUUAUCACAUGUAUCUCACUGCCACAAAUCAGACCGCUUAUGAGAAUUUCCGACAACGCUAUGUGAAUUCACAAAAUCCAUAUGAUAAAGGAAUACUCAGUAAUGUUAAAGAGGUUCUAUUUGCACCAAUUCCACCUUCUAGAGUUGAUUUUAGAGCUGAAGUAAUGUCAAGACCAACAAGAAGACCAUAAACGUGUGUAUAGAAUUAAACAUGAAUAUAUUAUGUUUCUAUAUAGAAGAUGAACUUAAGAUUAUUUUUACAUUUUGAGUUUGUUUCU